CUGGACGAGGAGGCGGAGUUGUCCACGGUGUGGUACCGGCCCGAGGGGCUGGACCGCCUCGCCCAGCAGACCAAAUUCAGCAAGAGGGAGCUCCAGAUCCUCUACCGCGGAUUCAAAAACGAGUGUCCGAGCGGCGCUGUGGACGAGGAGACGUUCAAAGGCAUCUACUCCCAGUUCUUCCCCCAGGGAGAUUCAAGUACGUACGCACAUUUCCUGUUUGAGGCCUUCGACACCCACAGCCACGGACUGGUCAGCUUUGAGUUCGCCCUGUUUUCUGUGCAUGUGGACCUCAUAACCGAGGCUUUGGGUUAUGAACAGCUCACCAGUGAAGUGUUCGUUGGCUUUUUCCUGCUGCAGGACUUUGUCGUGAGCCUGUCCAUCAUCCUGAGAGGCUCCAUCACGGACAAGCUCAACUGGGCCUUUAAUCUCUACGAUCUCAAUAAGGACGGCUGCAUCACCAGAGAGGAGAUGACGGAAAUAAUGAACUCCAUCUAUGACAUGAUGGGGAAAUGCACCUUCCCCAACAUGAGCGACAGCGCUCCAAAGGAGCACGUGGAGAGCUUCUUUCAGAAAAUGGACAAGAACAAUGACGGCGUGGUGACCAUCGAAGAGUUCUUGGAGACGUGUCAGAAGGACGAGAACAUCAUGCAGUCCAUGCAGAUGUUUGAUAACGCGAUCUGA
Messenger RNA from Menidia menidia (Atlantic silverside), 681 nucleotides. The record is from the annotation of a GenBank genome assembly. NCBI's taxonomy places the organism in Eukaryota, Metazoa, Chordata, Actinopteri, Atheriniformes, Atherinopsidae.